AUGACUAAGUUAUGCUUUGAAAGUAAGUAAACCAAUUUUAAAUUGUUUUAAGGAAACUAGAAUCAACAACUGAGACACUAAAACUACUUUCAUCAUCUUGGAAUGGAAAUUCCGAAAAAUCUAUUUGAAAAAUUUUAAAGCAAUACUUUUUCGAAGUUCUUGAUAUAUUAGUAAUUCAGUUUUUUAUUUGAGCUUCGUACGUCAUAACUAGUUCUAAUACUUUAUACACCUUGCUACAAACAAACGUUUACGCCCAAGAGUUUUAAGCUUAUUUUAGAAAGAAAAUAUCAACAAAAACCUUAGACAGAAUAAUAAAUAUUGAACUAUCAUUGUUUGUUGUUGCGUUAUUCUUUAUCUCCAAGAUUUGUUUUGGGAGAUGUCUCUUGCUUUUGAAUUGAUUAGGUGGUGUCUUGUUUCGUCGAGUUCGACAUAGUAUAUGAAAGAAAGAAAAGAAUUUUUAAGUCUGAGGUUAACGAUAACAGCUUGUUGCGAGAGAGAAAGAACAGUAUUUAACUGUUGAAUAUAUAUUAAACGCGCUUCAAACAGCGCAUGCGCGUAAUUUACGCACUAAUUGCAAUGCAGAAUCCGAAAAGAAACUUUGAUUUCCGAAAUCUUCGAAAUCGGGAAACAUCGCGUAUAUAAAUAAUAUAAUACACCUCAUAGUUCGGCUGUUACAGAUUACGGUGGUUUUUAUCCUGGAGUAGGAGGCGAUUACAAUAAAAGUAAUCCUCUUCGUGCAAUGAUCUCACGUCGACGUUAUCGUGUACUUGUACAUUAUUUACGACGGAUCUCAACGAUUUCAGCCAGCGCGAAAUACCAAUGUUCACCAAAAGAGUAUUUUUUUGUGUUUUUCAGAAAGAUGUGAAAAGAAAUGGUAUUACUACAUGUUUUUAAAGGAAAUACUUUUUCACCUAAGGGGGUUCUAAAACAAAUUACUCAUGCGUUGUUGAUUUAUAUAAGCAGGUGUGUGCAUUUGUCAAAAAAACACAAACAGAAUACAUUUUUCUCACUGAAUUCAUCUGAAAUUUUAAUAUUUUUUUUUAAAAUCCUAUAGGCAAAAUAAUUAGGGAUUCCUCCAGCCACCAACUUAACAGCAAUUCGCGCCUUACUCAUAGCCUUGUUAUAAUAUUUUGCUGCUAUUUGAAAAUUGGGAUUGAAGCUGUGUUCGUAAUGAAUAGGCCGGGUUACCAUAUAUGGUAAGUAGAUGGAAAAGGGGAGUACCAUUACGUGUGGUACUAUUCUGUACUUACAAUUGAUACAAAUUUGACAUAGCUAACAUUGAAAUGUCAUGUCUUUUUACUUCAACCCAUAGAGGUUAGCAAUAUGUCCAUUAGCAGUUACCACUAAUUGAAAUUUUAUUGCACUAAUUUACUUGUGACCAUUGUAUAACACUCGAUGAGUGUAUUUAGGUCUACACACACGUAUAAAUAUGCCGUCAAUAAAUCACCAACAGUUGUCUUGAGGUUCAUUCUUAUCAUAAACUGCCCAUGCAUAUAAUUCUAAUUGUUGUGGCGCAAGCUAAGGUUAAUUGAAACUUUCAAGCAGAUGGUGAUAUCCUUCAUAAGUACCUUUCAUAAUAAUGUUGGGAAUCAAUUAUAGUUUAGGAACUGAACGAGCAAAACAGGGGAAAAGUCAGAUUAUCACAAAGAAUAAGAAAAGAGUUUUAAAACACAAACAAAACAAUUUGACUUUAUUAAAUGUUGAUCUGUUAUAGCACCUUAUUUCAUCAGAUAUUACCAAAAAAUUCAUUAAACCGGUAAAUAUCGUUCUUUUACAAUAUCAACUUAGUAAAAUAUUCAGCGCCGUUUAUAGAAUCAAACUCAAAAUUCUGACGAUUCCAGGAUGGAAAGUUUUAGUUUUUGCUCCUGUUGAUGUCAUAAAGUAACAUAAAUUCCUUCAUCAGUAAUUUGGUUUUGAUUAUAGACAUUGAGCAUCUCGUUCCGGGUCUCUCGAUAGGACGCCAUAAUUGUUUACAAUAUUUCGCGCGUUUUUACAUUAUACUGCCUAAUAUUAAUAUUGAGAAUCGGAAUGGUUAAGAACGGCAACAGUGAAUAUCUUGUCCGCAUUAACAACCCGUCGUCAUUGCUUGGAUGCCAUGGACUUUUUAAAAUUCCCUUUUUUAAUUUUUAAUUAAUUAUUAAGUUAUUCUUUUUACUAUUAUUUCUAGAUAAGAUAUUUUUCAGGAUAUCAAAUUUCAAAAUUCAGUUUCUCUCAUACUACUCUGAUACCUAAGAUGGCGGCAAGAGCAGACGUGUUUCGUGUUUCUCGUAUACUGUUAGCUAUAAUUAUUUGUUUUAUGGUAAAAAGAAAAUCUUUUUUUAAUACAGACAUUAUUGGUUUAUUUUGUGGAGAGAAGCACCUGAUGCCAGGGGCAGAAACAUAUAUUUCAGUAAGUUUAUGAAAUAAUAAAGUUAAUAAUAAAGGUAAAAUAUCAAUGCUGGGAUCACCACGUAAACAUUCAUGUCUUAUUUUACUACUCGCUGGUGACUUUGAGACUCAGCCUGGACCUGAAUAUAUGAAAGAACUGUAUUAUUUAUUAUCAAAAAGAGGUAUGAAAAUAUUUCAUCAGAAUGUACGAGGACUGUUGGCAAAUAUAGACCAUGUUAAAGUUUUGUUAAACGAACACAAAACCAUUGACAUAUUAACUUUAUCCGAGACACAUAUAAACACGAAAGCGUACACAGAGAAUCCUGACCUUUAUCGCAUUCCGGGGUAUACUUUUAUCUUCCGGAACAAGAAAACGGGACUUUGCGGAGGAGUAGGCAUGUAUAUUUUCAGUUGUAUCAAAUUGAAACGUAGAUUUGACUUAGAACAUCGUGACUUGGAGUGUAUUUGGAUUGAAAUCUUUUAAAAAAACUCAGUCACAAGAAGUGAAUCUUUUGGGAGACAUUAACGUUGAUUUUUUUGAAAGCAAACGAUAAUAAAGAUAUUAAGGAAGUAUUCAAUUUAUAUGGACUAAAACAAAUUAUUACUAAAGCGACAAGAGUAACCGAAACAUCAAAAACUUUAAUUGACUGUAUUUUGACAUCUUUCACGCACGGAUAAUACUUAUGUCAAUGACGUAAUACCAACUUCUAUUAGUGACCACGACAUGGUUGGCUUUGUGCGUGAAAUCAAAAGAGAUAAUUACCGCCGAAAAAUGUAAAAAGUAGGAACUACGCAAAGUCCAACAGCGACAACAUGAACGAGGAGCUUAGACAUCACGACUGAAGUCCAAUGUACGAAAUGAAAAAUGUUAACGAAGCAUGGCUUUAUCUGAUGAAUACACCUCUUAAUGCAUUUAAAAACACGCGCCGACAAUCGAGAAAAAGGUCAAGGGUCGAUUUUGCCCUUGGAUUGAAAACAAAAUCAGAUACUCAUGAUCGAGAGAGAUAAAGCCCUUAGAAAAGCUCGUAAGACAAACACAGCAGCAGAUUGGAAAGCAUAUAGAAAAAUUCGUAACAAAUGCCCCACUGACUUACGAACAGCUAAAGGUAACUACAGUAGGCCUCUGUUAAAUCGAAACUCAAGAAAUCCAAAAAAGUUUUGGGACACUAUAAAAACCAUAAUGCCCACCAAGACGAGGAAAGUUACUAAUGAUGCAACUACAACUACCAAUAAAUUCGAAAAACUAAAAGAUUUUAUCUGGAACAAACCAAAACAUUCACUUUUAAGAACAAAUAUGAAAUUUGAAUUUAACUAUAUAUCACGCGUAUUUGUUGAGAAAGAACUAAAAAAGCUUAAGCGUCAAAAGUCAACUGGUUCGGAUAAUCUUCCGGCAGCUUUAUUGAAGGACUGUGCAUCUGCGAUUGCUGAACCACUGUGUUAUUUAAUCAACUUAUCAUUAGACAACUCAGAAGUACCAUCAGAUCGGAAAAACGCACAUAACACUCCCAUCCUUAAAUCAGGAUCACCAUCUGAACCAAAUAACUACUGACCAAUAUCUAUAUUGUCAAGCCUAUCAAAAAUACUUGAGAAAGCAGUUCAUAGCCAACUUAUCUGCUAUCUAGAAGACAAUAAUUUAUUAUAUCGUUAUCAAUUUGGUUACCGCAGACAUAGCUCCACGGACAUAGCUGCAACAUUAUUUACUGAUAGCAUCAGAAAAGAGCUUGAUAAAGGAAAUUUAGUUGGUGCAAUCUUCAUUGGUUUGUCGAACGCUUUUGACACUGUUUCACAUAGCAUCUUGCUUGAAAAGCUUUGGGCGUAUGGUAUUUGUGGCAAAGAGUUAAAAUGGUUUACCCGCUACCUAUUCAACCGUACACAACAAGUGGUUAUUGAUAACGUCAGAUCUAAAACUGAGAAUGUCAAAUGCGGAGUCCCUAGGACCGCUUUUAUUUUUAAUUUUCUCCAAUGAUUUUGAGACCUCGCUUAUUAGAGCACGUACUAUCCAAUUCGCUGACAACACAGUGGUUUGUAUUGCUGAAAGCAAAGUGAAUUAUAUCGAAAAUAUUUUGAACUCAGAAUUAAAAAAUAUUGAACAGUACCUAAUCGAUAGAGAUCUUGUAGUUAACUUAAAAAGAGAAAAAACGGAAGCAAUUUUAUUCGGAACAGGAAAAAAAUUGAAUUCAGUAUCCCACAAGCUCAAGCUAUCUAACAAUUUUGUGGAAGUCAACACGACUAGCUAGUUUAAAUAUUUGGGUUCGACUCUGGAUUCAAAACUAUCUAUGCAGGUACAUUUUGACGCAGUCUACAGGAAAGCUUCAACAAGGCUUCGUCUCCUAUCAGCAUUGAGAUCGCAAAUUGAUGACAACACUGCUACUAUCAUUUACGACAUGAUACUACCUCUUAUCACGUUUAACAGUGUCAUCCACCUUAAAUUUACAAAUACACAACAGAACGAGAAAUGGCACGAACAAUGCAAACGUUACAUCAAUCAAAAGUAUGAUAAUAAGAAACGUGUGUUGCGUAGUUCGUAAAUGUAUUGACGGAGAGAGUUGUAGCAGCUUCAACAAUUACUUCGAGUUGAUGAAUCACGAAAGGGUUACACGGAAUAAGCAGUUAUCAUUACGCUUGCCAAAAGUUAAAUUAGAAGUUGCGAAAAGUGGUUUUUAUUACAUGAGUGCUGAUACAUACAACCAAUUGACAUUAAAUAUGAGAAAAGAAAAAUGUUGUUUAACAUUUAAAAAGAAAUUGGAGCAAUAUUAUAUUUAGUUGUAUUUUAUGAAAUUUUGUUCCUUUGUUUUCUAGAUGUGUCCCAUUUGAGUAGAACCUUUACUUUAGGUUUGUGUCCACACUCAAUCAUUUUCUCCGCCCUUUGUUUUACAUUUUCUUCUAAUUUUUCCCAUACCGUUUUUAUUUAGAUUUUAAUCAUUUGAUUAACUAAUUUUUAGCUAUUUUUUUAAACAGGACACAUUUGUAAAGCAGAUAUUUUAUCUGAAAUGUUUUAUCCUGUAUAAAUAUUGAUAAAUAAAUAAAUAAAAUAAGUACGGUUUAGACGAAUAAAAUGUGCCAGAGCAAAUGCUGAAUUCAAACCAACCAGUAAGCACAAAGUGGAGUUAAUUAAAUUUAAAUAAUAAUUUAGGGAAUCAUUGUUAGAAAAAACGAUAAAAAAUAUCACUUAUAAACAAAAAAAAAUUAGGGAAACUU
Molecule: messenger RNA, 5565 nt
Organism: Hydractinia symbiolongicarpus
Lineage: Eukaryota; Metazoa; Cnidaria; Hydrozoa; Anthoathecata; Hydractiniidae
Exons: 2
Coding region: 3359-3916 (185 amino acids)
Source: RefSeq, a predicted model, not a curated record